Molecule: messenger RNA, 2376 nt
Organism: Solanum pennellii
Lineage: Eukaryota; Viridiplantae; Streptophyta; Magnoliopsida; Solanales; Solanaceae
Product: cation/H(+) antiporter 28
Exons: 4
Coding region: 1-2376 (791 amino acids)
Biological process (GO): regulation of pH; proton transmembrane transport
Cellular component (GO): membrane; endomembrane system
Molecular function (GO): antiporter activity
Source: RefSeq, a predicted model, not a curated record
AUGGAUUUCUUGAAACAGAACGAUACGAAAGUAGAAUGUCGAAAUCAAAUUACUAUAAGAAUUGCAUCAAUGUCUAUUUACCUCUUAGGUUUCUUCUUCGCCAUGUUCUUAUGUAACUGUGUCCACCUCCUCCUUCGUCCUAUCUCCCAGCCUCGUAUCAUUGCAGAAUCCAUGGUGGGAUUGCUACUUAGCAAUCUUGAAUUCGUUCGUUCAAGGUUCUUAAACGACAGUGAAGUUCAACAGACAUUGAAUAACAUUGUGGAUGCUAUUAUGGUGUGUCACAUGUUUGUGGUUGGAUUAGAGAUUGAUCCAAAUAUAUUCCUCCAAUUAACUUUACCAGAGGCGAAAGUCGCGUAUUCAGGGGUACUUUCAACUUUUGUUUUAGCAUGUCUGAUCACUCCACUUCUCAAUAUAUCUAAACAAUCAAAUGCUGUAUUCAGUUCAUGCCUCGCGAUUGUGCUAGCUGGAACAGAUUCACCUCUGUUAACUCGAUUGAUAACUGAUCUGAAGAUUGGUAAAUCAGACAUUGGUAGAUUUAUUGUUGACGCGGGGAUACACUCUGAUGUUGUAUCUAUCCUGUUGAUUGCUAUUGGAUAUCUCAUAUUCGAUCCUGAUAAGAACUUUCAGAAUCGUAGUGUGAUAAUGAUGUUGAAGAUGAUGGCGAUUUUGGUGUUCCAGACGUUGUUAGCAUCGAAAGUAGUACCAUCUGUUAUGAAUUGGGUGAAUGAUGAAAAUCCAGAAGGGAAACCUAUGAAAGGAUCACAUUUAGUUGUUGCAUUAGCAUUUAUAAUCUUAAUAUGUAGUAUGUCACCUGUUGUUGGUUAUAGCAAAGUUUUGAGUGCAUUUUUGGUUGGUUUGUUUAUGCCAAGAGAAGGAAGAAUAUCAAAAAUGAUGAUUGGGAAAGUGAAUUAUAUUUUUAGAACAAUUUUUUAUCCAUUGUUUUUCUUUUGGGUUGGUACUGAGGCUAAACUUUCUGAAUUUGAGGCUGCUAAAAUUGCUUCAUGGGGUAAAAUUAUCAUUCCAUUUAUAAUCGCAACAAGUGGUAAAGUUGUUGGUUCUGUUGUUUCUGGAUUGUUGCUUGGAUUUCACUGGCCUGAAUCAGUUGCUACUGGAUUGUUACUCAAUAUCAAGGGCCAUUUUCAAGUCUACUUGGCUAUUAAUGCAUAUAGGAUGAAUGUCAUAAGUAUGUCAACAAGUAUAGCAUUGGUGUUUGUAACGUUUCUAACCAUAAUAUACACCCCGGUAGUUGUGGCAAAAAUUAUUGAACGUGCGAGGAGACGUUCACCAACACAGAAAAUGGCAUUACAAUGUGUCAAUCCGGUGAAUGAGCUACGAAUAUUGCUCUGCAUUCGCAGUCCUCAAGAUGUUAACUCAGCAAUAAACUUCAUGGAAAUUUCGCGAGGGCCAGUAAAUCCAGGGAUAAUGGUCUUCUUAACUGAUAUGAUCGAUUUAACAGAUCAAAUUGCAGCAACAUUGAUAACACAAGGCGAGGGAAUUGAUGCUAUAACUGUGACUGACCCUACUGUAGUUGAAAUGAGAGAGAAAAUCACUCAAGAUGUCAACGCUUAUUUAAACGACAACUGUCAAGGUGUUAGCUUACGACGAAUGAUGGCACUUUCUACCAUCAAUAACAUGCAUCAAGACAUAAGUAUCCUUGCUGAGGACCUUAUGAUACAUCUUAUUAUACUUCCUUUUCAUAAGAAUCAAGAGGAAGAUGGACGACUUCAGGUCGGUCAUACAGGCUUUCGUCAUAUCAAUCGUAAGGUUCUUCGAAAUGCACCUUGUUCGGUAGGGAUACUAGUAGACAGAGGACUUGGUAAAACAGUGAUCUCGAGAUCAUCCAUUUCCCUCAAUGCAGCAGUGAUAUUCAUCGGUGGAAAGGAUGACAGAGAAGCACUUGUGUAUGCAGGACGUGUAGCACGACAUCCUGGAGUAAAGCUAACUGUAAUUAGAUUCUUGUUAGAAGCCGCGGGAGAUAGUGUAUCAUCAAGAAUUAGUAAAGCAAAAGUGAAUACUAGUGAACAUUUAGAAGAAAUGAAGAUAGAUGAUGAGUGUUUUGCUGAGUUUUACGACAAACAUGUUGCUGGUGGACGUGUUGCUUACGUUGAGAAAUACCUAGUAAAUUCUGGACAGACAUUUUCGACAUUAAGGUCGUUAGAAGGGCAAUAUGGUUUGUUUAUCGUGGGACGGGGAGGGCGGGUUAAUUCAGUGUUAACAGUAGGGAUGAGUGAUUGGGAAGAAUGUCCUGAGUUAGGUCCUAUUGGUGAUAUUCUUUCAGCUUCUGAUUUCUCAGUAACUGCAUCUGUUUUGAUCAUUCAACAACACAGUCUUAAAGGAGAAUUAGAUGGACUUCAUGAUGAAUUCUCAAUCAUGUAA